Chlamydomonas reinhardtii is the source of this 4346-nucleotide messenger RNA. RefSeq lists its product as uncharacterized. The coding region runs from base 285 to 3524 and encodes 1079 amino acids. The record is from RefSeq and is a predicted model, not a curated record. Lineage: Eukaryota; Viridiplantae; Chlorophyta; Chlorophyceae; Chlamydomonadales; Chlamydomonadaceae. Gene Ontology annotation, molecular function: protein binding. The transcript has 6 exons.
ACGACUAGCACACGCAUGCUGUUUCUCAUGACACUGUGUUCCUCGAUAAGCGCGCGCUGGUCUACGCUGUCACUGUCAGAUUUACUUCGCUGGCAAUAUUCAGCAAACGCUGCAAAGGUUUUGUGACUAUCCCUUUGCUAUCAAGUUAUUCAAGCUACUCGACAUGUCAGGCGUUAAGCGAGAGUCCUGCUUGCGAAGCUAGGCCGGGGCUAUCAAGCUGGAGCAAGCUCCAGCGGGCGAACCGGAGCUAUUUCUCCUAGCUGGAUUCGCUUGUGCUCAUCGCAAUGGCAAGCUCUGAGGCGACAGGGCCACGGCUUCAUGCCGAUGCCGAAGCGGCCCAGCCGCACGGGCCUGAGCCGAUGGACCUCAGCGUGGAGCCAAUGGACGUCGACCAUGUUACAGGGCCCGGUGCGGAGGUAGGGGUCCAGACCGAGCGGCACGACUCUCCCAGAACGUCUCUGCCCGCCGAAGCGUCGCGACUUGUUUCGGGGCUCGCCUUUGACGCGGCGGGCUGCCAGCGCCAGAGUUGCAUGUCCCACAUGCAGCCCGAAGCCGGCGGCGCGCAGCACAUCCCACCAGGGACAGCCACGGCGUUUGGCGCCGCGCCCACUGCCGCGGAGACGGCGUCCGCUUGGCAGCUCCGCAACUGGGCGGCACCCGCUGCAGGCGCAGGCACGGGUCGGAGCGCUACACCGGCAGACCCAACACUCCCAGCACCAGGAGGCAGCAACAAUGCGGACGGGCUUGGCGGCCAUGGCGAUGCCGGCGCGGCCUCUGUAGGUGGCCUGGCGCCGGCGCCGCACGGUGCGCAGCUGCACCUGUCCCUGCCCGGCGCCGCGGGCCUGGCCGUGCCUAAACCUUGCGGCACGGCAGCCGGUAUGCAGGCGCCUGCCGCCGUGCACCCGGUGCCGGCCGCUGCGCAUGCGCCGGCCGGCACUGCUUGCACACCUGCUGGCGCCGCGCCUGCUGCGGCCGGGGCCCCAGCUGGUGCCAUCACCGCGCCCGGCGCUACCGCAGGGGAAGCCGAUGCGGUCGCAGGCGCCAGCGCUGAUAGCCACGUCGGAGUGGGUGGCGCCGGCGCCGACGCUGACGCGGCCAGCGAUGACAGCGACAGCAUCUUCGCGGCUGGGCCGGCGGCGCAGCCGUGGGCGGGCGCAGCCGGCUUCGCUGACUUUUACGAUGCUGGUAACGGCGGCGGCUGGUUUGAUCGUGAUGCAGAUGAGGAAGCCCGCGCCGGCGUUGGUGACGGUGGCGAAGUGGAGUUGCAGGCGGGUAGCAGCGGCGGCGAGGAAGAGGAUAUGGAAGGGGAGGAGGAGGAGGGUGAAGACGCCCGCACACGUGCCGCCAGCUACCGGCACCAGCGCCGCCCUGAGCUGCACAUGCGCCGCCGCAUUGGCGGCUACCUCGCCGGGGCGGUGGCUGGCGGCGCAUCGGCAUCCGCGUCAACAACGGGAUACGCAGCCCAGGAGCCCGCGGCAGCGGCAGGCGCUGCGGACCCCAGCACCAGUAGCGGCGCGGGCCCGAGCUCCUCGCAAGCAGGCCACUUGGCGCACCGGGACCGCAGCCGCGCCCCAGCCAGCGCCUGGCGAGGACCUGGCUCUGCAGGUGCGGCGGCAGCAGCAGCAGCAGCAGCAGCAGCAGCUCAUCCCCACCCUCGCGUGCAGCUGGCGGCAGGCCCAGGCAGGGCGGGUGCUGCCGCUGCCGCGGGUGUGGACAUGGGCGUGGAUAUGGCCGGGGCGGCGGCCGGGGCGGUGCUGCGGCGGCCGCCGCCGCCUGCUUCUCGACCUGAGUUGGUUUCUGCCGACCACUGGAGUGAGGACGAGGACGAGGAGCCCGACACCACCGCGGAGCAGUUCUACGCGGCCGCGAAUCCCAAGGACAUCCAGGGCAUUCCUUGGGAGCGGCUGCAGUUCAACCGCUCCACAUACCGUGACACGCGGCUGCGCCAGUACCGCAACUACACCAACCUGUUGCCCGAUGACGACGACGGGGCGUACCGGGCCGAGCUGGCACCGCUGUGCGUGGCGCCGCGCCGCGCCGGCACCGCCGGCACGCCCUCGCCCGCCGCGGCGGCCGCGGCGGCCGCGCGCGGCGGCAGCCCCGCCGCCGCCGCGCCGGCCUGCGCUGCGCGCGGGCCGCCCUUCUUUUCCUUUGUGCGCAACAGCCGCGCGGUGCAGUCCAACAUCGUCCACUUCCAGCUUCGUAACCUGGUGUGGGCUAGCUCGCCCAACGACGUUUUCGUGGUGCAUGACAACUGCGUCAACCACUGGAACCCGGUGUCGCGCACCGUGACGGAGGUGCUCAACCUCAACGGCGGCGGCCACGGCGGCGGCUUGCACGGCGGCGGCGGCGCCGGCGUGGUGCGCGGCGCCGCGUCGACGCGGGUUCCGGGCCUGGGGCGGGUGCAGGUGUCCACCCUGUGCGUGUCGGGUGACCUGGUGGCUGCGGGUGGCUUCAUGGGAGAGCUGGUGGUGAAGCGGCUCAGUGGCCGCGCCGCAGCGACGGCAGCGCGGGCGGCGGCGGCGGCGGCCGAGGCCGGCGCGGCGGCAGCCAGCGGCCGCGCGCCGGUGUUUCCGUCGCUACGGCACUCGCCGCAGCGGUUCUCGGCGGGCGCGGGGGCGGGGUCGGGGGCGGGCGGCAUCAGUGGCUCCGGGCGGGCGGGGCCUGGGGCUGGGCAGGGAGGUGCUGCGGCGGCGGCGGCAGGUGCAGGAGGAGGAGGAGGCGGAGGAGGAGGCGGAGGCGCGGUUGGCUCGGCGGUGCGGCCGGGCUUUGCAGCGGUCGCAGGCGGCGCCAAGCCGGGUGGGGCGGGCGGUGGCGCGUCCCAGCAGCCGGCGGCGUCCCAGAUGUUGUACGCGGGCCGCGUCACGACGAGCGACAACGGCAUUACCAAUGGCCUGGAGAUCUACAAUGACCGCUCCGCCGGCACAGUGGUAAUGGCAGCAAACAACGACGCGCAGCUGCGGCUGUUCGCGGCGGCGGCCGGCGAGGGCGCGCUGCGCCCGCUGGCGCGCUGGCCUUUCGAGUGGGCGGUCAACUACGCCACCGUGCGGCCAGGCGGAGACGGCAACCUGGCGGCGGUGGUGGGGGAUGACCCCGCCACGCUCAUCACAGAUGUGCACAACGGCGUGACUGUGGCCCGGCUUGAGGGCCACCGCGACUUCUCCUUCGCCGCCGCCUGGCACCCGGGCGGCACGCUGCUGGCCACCGGCAACCAGGACACCACCAGCCUGCUGUGGGACAUCCGCAACACCGCCACACCGCUCACACGGCUGGCGGGGCGCAUGGGCGCCAUCCGCUCGCUGCGCUUCAGCCCCGACGGCCGCUUCCUGGCUAUGGCGGAGCCGGCGGACUUCGUGCACGUGUACGACGUGGUGGCGGGGUUCAUGGACUGCCAGGAGCACGACUUCUUUGGCGAGAUAGCUGGAGUGGCGUUCAGCCCGGACUCCUCCUGCCUGUUCGUGGGCGUGUCCGACCUCACCUACGCCUCCCUCAUGCAGCUGCAGCGCCAGACCUGCGAGUGGUAGCGACCGGGCGGCCCGCGGCCUGUGGCCUCCACGGUGGUGAGGAGGAGGUGUGGCGAUGGCUGAGGCGGUGAUGGCCGCAGCAGGGUCAGCUGCGGCGAGCACAUGGAUGCUGGGUGCCGGGCUGGUUGCGGGGCUGCUGGAAUUGGCCAAAGCAGUUGGUGAUGUGUGUUGGUGGCUGUGCCGCAGAGCGGUGGGGCGAGGUCAUUGCAGGGGCUGUCGGCAAGUGUGGCAGCUCCGAUGGAAGACAAGUGCUACACCCGGGCAUACAGAAACGAAGAGCUGGGCAGGCCGAACACACACACAGGGGUUGUAGCGCACGGUUGUGGCGGCUCUGAAGAGGCGGUGUGUGCGGUCUUCGGGUUAUGUGUUUGUCUGCAUUGUCGUCGCUUGAGUGUUUGUUAAUCUCUGGCUUGAGUGUAUGUAGACCUGACGCAUCUGGUUGUACUUGUUCUUGUACUGGGCAAAAACGCGAAGCUGCGCAGUACACAGCACAGCAAGGGCCUGCUAAGCGGCUUGUUUGCGGUGUGUGGGUGUAAUCGAUACUGACUUUUAUCGUGUACACUACAAAGCUGUCCGGCUAUUUCAGCUAAAAUUUUACAGGUGCGGUAUCCGGGCAUGUUGACAGGGUCGGAACAAAGCUCUGCAGUGAGCGCUGUAGAUGGGGAUGUCGUCCAGGUAGUGAUGGUACUUGCGAGGUACAUUUAGCAUGCACGAAUUGGACUGCAUUGAUUGCGGCCUCGCUUAUCGUGCUUAGGACGGCCUGACACAGUUCACGAGUUAGUCGGGCAAGUUGUCUGCCAGGGUCUGCCUCGAGAUCGGGCA